GACAACAGUUGAAGAUGUGCAUUAAAACCUCUUUAUUACUACUUCUGUCUCUGUUGUUCUGUGCUGCAGUCUCCGAAGGAACGCAGGACUUUGCUGUGAACGUCAACAAUGACGGCACCUACAACGUCGUUGUGAAGGGAGAUGUGUGGCUGAAGAGCGCUCCUACCUUCUUCAGAGCUGAUGGUCAAGUGUUCUCCUCUGCUGAUCUAUCUCUGAAGCUGGUCAAGAUUACUCAGUCCAGUGGUGUGGACGUCAUCGGGCAGUGGGAGGCCAACAGCUUCUUGUACCAGGCAGGGUCCAGUCAGAUCGAGGCCAGCUUUGUACAGUACACACCAGAUCCAAGCAUAUUCACCUACAACAAUCCGGCUGUACCGUUCAUAUUGUUCAAACAGCGUUACAUCAAUGGAGCAAACAACACCGCCUCCAACAAGACUGACUUCACCAUUUCUGGCUUUCCUGGAUUUCUAAUUCAAGAUUCAUCCAUUCCGCUGGGAUACCUUAGUUAUGGAGGAUCUCAGGGUGGUAGCAUUGGUCUCAAUGUUGGGCAAUGGGGACCAUCAUCGUUUGAAAUCGACGAUGGGAUUGAAGGUGGACCCCUGACGUUAUUUGAUCGCGUUAAGACUGCAAAUACACUGAUUAUCUCCCCUGCCAGUCGAUUUAUGUCGUCAUCAAUAUGGCGUCAGAGGUCCAGCACCGGCGGGGACAAUGUCUAUUGGGGGACGAUGGGAGGAGUUGAAGAUGUCCCUGUUGGCGUUGAAACUAGUUUUAUUCUUUUCUGUGGUAACCAAGGCAUUAACAAGGCCUCUGUAAGCUGGGGUCAGAUCUUACAGCGGUGGCAUGGCCGUACAGAUCAAUAUAUGAAGUCCGACUUUACCAUAAACUACUUAGGGUACUGGACGGACAAUGGUGCGUAUUACUACUACCGGACGGAGAAAGGAAAGAACCACCAGGACACAAUGUUGGAUAUCAAGAGCUACAUGGGGCAGAUAGGGGUACCCGUCAGGUACAUUCAGUAUGACGCAUGGUGGUACUACUGGGACAAUGAUCAUGGUGUUGUGACGUGGUCGGCGCAGCCCAAAAUCUUUCCAAAUGGAAUGCAGUGGCUUUAUAACAAGACACAGUAUCCCGUCGUGGCCCACAGCAUGUACUGGUCCAGCAAUACAACCUACGCAACUGCAAAUGGAGGAAAGUAUGAAUUCGUCAUCGAUGGUCCAAAGGCAUUGCCACUGGAAGAGAGAUUCUGGACUGAUUUGCUCGCCGAUGCAAGAAAAUGGGGUCUGUUUGUUUACGAACAGGAUUAUCUUCGUAAUGAAUUUGAAGGGAUCAAUAAGCUUCUGACUGACAUUGACCUUGGCCGCCAAUGGUUGACUCAGAUGGGCAAUGGAGCUGCCAAGAACGGACUGACCAUCCAGUACUGCAUGUCAUUCCCACGACAUUUGCUACAGUCUCUGGAAAUACCUGUUGUCACACAGUCUCGGGUAAGCCAUGACAACCGACCGAACACGGACAACUGGAAGAUAGGCGUUUCAUCGAUAUUUGCUUUGUCUCUGGGCGUUGUUCCCUACAAGGAUAAUUUUUGGACAACCAGCGUUCAACCCGGAAAUCGCUACAAUUUAUCGGAACCCCACACAUCACUUAAUGCUGUGGUUGCAACGUUAAGUACAGGCCCAGUGGGGAUUAGUGACAUGAUUGGAGGCACGAACAAGACACUCAUCAUGAAAUCUGUAAAUGCUGACGGCCUGAUCUUAAAACCAUCUCGACCGGCGACUGCAAUUGACAACAGAAUACGGAGGAUGGCCUGGUCAGACUUUGAGGGUCCUGAUGGGGAGGUAUGGUCCACGUAUUCAGAUUUUGGUGGAAAGAACAAGUACGGUAUCAUCCUCGCUGCUGAUCUUCAGGGAAGCUACAACAUGACACCUUGCAUGGCUGGAUAUCAAGGGUUUCCCAGUUCCAUGGUCUUCCCAGCCAAGGAUUCCAACAAGAUCCAGCCCUUGACAGACCCCCAGCCUUUGACAAUGAGUGGUUGUACCAUGACUGACUUCUGUCUCUUCUAUGUAUCACCGGUACUGACCGUCAAUGGCAAACAAGUUCUCAUCCAGGGUGAGUUAGACAAGUGGGUGCCCAUGUCACCCCAGAGAGUCACGGAUAUCAACAUUGCCGACGACAUCACCAUCAACCUCACUGGAGCAGCCCACGAAACUGUCUCCUUUUGGUUCAACGUGGAUGGUAAAUCCUCACCUGUGACCUGUACCCUCGGAGCAGCAGGACUGGCCACCCUCAGUUUCACAGCAGGCACAUGUCGCGGUGUAUAAAAACAUAUACAUGCAUGCCUAUUUUAAAUACAUACUUUAAAUGUUUAGCUUCAUAUUGAAUAAACGCUAUUCAUAUCGCUAACGCGCAAAUGCGCAAAUCCGGUCAUUCAUUUCACCAACGUAUUUCCUUUCUUUUGAAUGAAAGUCCAGCUAUUUAUCCUGUGAUUUAUAAUGAAUAUGUGUACAGGCCUCUGUUAAUAACUGCUCAAAUACAUACUUUAAACGUUUAGCUUCAUAUUGAAUAAACGCUAGUCAUAUUGCUAACGCGCAAAUGCGCAAAUCCGGUCAUUCAUUUCACCAACGUAUUUCCUUUCUUUUGAAUGAAAGUCCAGCUAUUUAUCCUGUGAUUUAUAAUGAAUAUGUGUACAGGCCUCUGUUAAUAACUGCUCCUGUCCAGUAUUUUCCAUUUCAUAAUGAUGUUGUUGCUUCUUGAAAAAAAGUAAACAAAGGAUAUUUGAA
Molecule: messenger RNA, 2771 nt
Organism: Haliotis rubra (blacklip abalone)
Lineage: Eukaryota; Metazoa; Mollusca; Gastropoda; Lepetellida; Haliotidae
Exons: 17
Coding region: 15-2312 (765 amino acids)
Source: RefSeq, a predicted model, not a curated record